AUGGAGGCUAGCCAAUUCGUACAAUCAGUUUACGUGUCGACGGCUGGGAUCAUUUUUCUCGGUACGCCGAACACGACAUCUGAGAUUGCCAACUGGGGCUCAAUGCUGCAGAACCUCCAUUCUACUGUACUCCCUGCCCAGGGCAUGGGGGUAUCCUCACAACUGGGUGCCUCGCUGGCUGCCAACAGUGCACGAAUGGUACAAAUAAUUCGCCAGUUCGAAGAGAUAUCGUCUUCUCGUUUUAUGGUCUCUGCCUUCUCUGAGGCUAGCCUUGAUGAUGGGAGACAGGCAAACUCCAUGGCUGCUAGAGCAUCACCGGGGCUUUUGCAGUCACCGAAUGCUGCAAGCUCAUCGGAUCCUGUAACCGAGGGCCAUAAAAAAAGGUCUCGGCUGGGGAACUUUUUCAAAAAACUGGGACGCAAGCAGAAUGACAAAGGUUCGCAACCUCUUGGAGGUCAUGAUGAUCCAUUUGGGACAUCGUCUGAUGAGGAUGAAACUAUCGUUUGGACCAGUACUGUUACCAAGCAAGUCAAUUUAACGCAAAGUAGUCGCUACGGGGACGACCACGACAUGUUCGCUGGGCCCAGCAAUUUCAAGAGCAUUGAAACAAAUAUCGUUCAGAAAACGUCAGCAACCCCAUAUCUGUCGGGUGUGAAUCGAUGGCGAAUUGAAGCAGACCAUAGGCAUAUUUGCAAGUUUGACAAUGCAGAUUCUCCCGGCUACAAGGCCGUGGCGGGUGCCAUCCUUAAAUUUUCUUUACAAGCACCUGAGACAAUCGCGGCUCGCUGGGCUGACAAAGGAAGAAUUCAUGCUCUUGGGAUUUUUUACAGGAACUCUCCCGGAACUCUCGAGUCAGAUCAGACUACAAAGUCUCCGAUUAAAAAGGCCCAUGUCUCUCAAGUCUUGCCUAGGAGCGAAGGGAUGGCAGUGGACGACGAGCUAGAAGGCCGACAGAGUGGAUCGCCGCUUUCGCGCAGUCCAGAAGUACAGAUUAAAAUUGAGCCACCACCUCCUACGGAUGAGGGUUUCAAUUCCAUGCCCGUUAGCGCGACGGGUCCGAUUUUGGAAGACAAGAAGAACUUUUCGCAACCCAGCAUCAUAGAUUGGUUAAAUGUACAAGAUCAACAUGUGUCACCCAGGACCGAAGUUGGAUGGAGGGAGUAUAUCGAAGGACGCAACCCGAGCGUGGAAAGUAUUACGCCUUCUUCGGCACUGGAUUACGUCCUUGUCACACCUCCAGGCUUCCGUCCUAAUUCUAUCUUCGUUGGCAUGGAGAAAGAGUUGAAAGCCCUAAAUAACUUUUUGUUGCGGCCCGGCCUUCCAAGUCCCAACAAGUCUGUCCUAAUUACCGGUGCUCCAGGAUCUGGCAAAACGCAUCUGGCGAGACAAUACGUCUUCACACAUCGCGAGUCCUAUCCAAAUGGAAUAUUCUGGAUCAAUGCCAGCUCUUACCAGUCAACAUGCGCGGGCUUGAUGCAGAUUGGUAGAGAGACUGGGCAAGUCCAACAUACCACCAAAGCUGGCCAUUCCAACGACUCUGCGGAUCAGGAGUUUGAUUAUAUGCUUAGCGUCCUUGAAUCAAUUACGAGGCUUACAUCCUGUCUUUUAGUUAUUGAUGGGUUGAAACUUAAGGAUGAAGACAAUAUCCACAAGUUCAGAAGCCUUCUACCGAGAAGGUCAAAAGGCAGCGUUCUCUACACGUCGACUGGUGACGAGAUACCUUGGCCACACCUUCCCAAACUACGUCACUUAUCGAUGCCUCGGCUACCAGUUGAAGAUGCUUGUAAGCUUCUGUAUGAGACCCUCGGCAUAGACACACCAACAGAAGAGCAAAUUCGUGGAGCAACAGCCCUCGUGGAACGCUACGACUGUUUACCAUUGGCAGUUCACACUCUAGGCACCCGUCUCAAGGCAGAGGGCAAAUCAAUCGAGGAUAUCAAUAUGGAUGAAUCCACCGAUAGAUAUGAGUCUCGGGGCUUCCUGGCGCUCAUGUCGGAAAUGUAUCGUUUGCAGAAACGUCAGGCUUUGAAUUUGCUUCAUCUACUGUCAUUCUUGCAGAACAGCAUUCCAGUGCGUCUUAUCGAGUUUGGAUGCGACGCAAUGACAGAAGCCGAUUCUGCCGAUAUCUUGACUAGUCCUCGACCUGGGGCGGUCCCUGAUCUUGAAACCACGAUACAAACUUUGAUCCAGUAUGGAUUGAUUGAGCGAGAGAAUGAUACCGAAUUGCAGACUCCCGGAUCACCUCCGUUCAUGAGAGGUUUGUCAGGAGAAACUGGCCCACAAAGUGGUAAUAAGAAUAGCCUACUCUCCGUUACCGAACUGGAAAUCUCAAGGCUUAGAAUCCAUGCCAUCGUGCAGCAUUUCUGCAGGGACGAGGUGCGACGGAAAGAUACCGAUCGUUCGCGGGAGCUACAGCAAAGGGAAAUCGACACACAAGAUGAAGCUGGGUUCUAUGAUACAUGGCUGAUUCUUGCGACUCGCUUCCUCAGCAAAUCCUACCAUACCGCCCAGGAAACUGCGAACAGGCUUCAGCGUCCCCUUGGUUCGGAUGAUUAUAUGGAGUAUGUAGCCCAUGUCGCUCAAUUGACCCAGCUGUUUGAACAGCACAACAAGAACAGACUGAAGCCUCUGCCUUGGUAUAUUGAAGAUGCCCAACGGAACUUGAAAACUCUGGAUAAUGGCAUAUUUCUGGAAAUCAAGGGGUUCAAUCAAGCCCCAUAUCCAGGGUUUGCCAUAAGCCAAAGGUCUAUUUUUGAAAAGGAUCUCGUCUCGAACUCGGCAAACUCCAGACCAGUGGACCGAUUAGAUGCCAUUGAGGUUUUGAUGACCGAAAGCUCCGUUAUUGGGCAUGAUCUCGAUGCUACAGUAGGUUCGGAGUCUCAAUAUGUCUCUGAUCGAGUGUUUUCUGUGGGUCCGCAUUCAACUCUGGACACUCAAACGGCUCCAACGGCUUCAGUCUCGGAGAUGGAGACGGAUGAUCUACGGACAGUAUAUUCCGAUACCCUAACAAUGGAUGGCUCGAUCAAGGAGGCUUAUAUCCAUGAGCUCGCCCAUGAACUUCUCAAAGUCGUUUCUACUUUCCGACUGGACUCCAUAUCUAUGAGGCGUGUCACAGAUGCCAUGCCUGGCUGUCUGAAAGCCUUUUCAUCGAGACUUGGGAGUAGUAGUGUCUCGUCCCAGCAACAGGUCCAUCGAGACGUGACUGUGUUCAUUCACAAAUACAGACAUGACAUAGCCGACGCAUUCAAUAAUUCAUUGGAGGAUCCAUCCACUGAGACAGAGUCCACAGUGGAUGAAAAUAUGCCGCUCAACGAAAAGAUGAACCUCUGGCUGAGCCAUGAUGCGGGCGCCGCUGAAGAAUUACUAUCAGGCUUUGAAGAUGGCGAGGCUGGUCCUGCCGAUCUCCUUGCACUUCUGCUUCCAAUAGUCGAGAUGGGCGAAGAGCCCAAUUCUGAUGCUCAUCAUGUCAUGCCGGGGCUGCAGAAAUACCGCGAAUGUGUUCUCGAGGACCCGGCCUAUGACUGGCUCAUUGGUGAUAUCCAGAGACUCUGUCUUCUCGAACCAUCGAGUCCGGAUACAAUGGCAGAGAUUGGUAGUGCGAUCCUGCAAGGUGUCUUACCCCCGCAGCUCCGUUUCAGCAGACGAGAAUCAGUACCUUCGUAUAAAAUGACGUACUCUCUGGAUUGGGACUUGGUUUCCUUUCUAGAAGACCAGGAAUACAACAAGGACAAUGCUGAAGCACUCCCUUUGGUCAUAACACUUACUGGCUCUCGUGGUGCAGCCCAGGCCCUGACUUGCGCCGAAUAUCUGCGUCAGACCUGGCCGUCAUCUGCAGAUGAGAUGGUCAAGCUACUGCAAGGUCUUCUAAACAGCGAACCAAAGAGUAAGGCCUCGGGCACCCUACCCGAUGGUACACGUCUUUCUGCUUGGUUCGAUUCCUCUGAGGCUUCGAAGAGUUCAAAGAUUAUGGUUGAAGUGAGGGGCUCCGCCUAUACAAUCGCCGAGGUAGGAGAACAGCUCUCAUGGCUAGGAUCGGCUCUUCGAUCUUCGCCUCAAUCUGAUCAAGUCGUAUAUUGUCAACCACAAGUUGGUCAGCUAAGGGCAGUUCAUGAUGAGGGCCAGAACAGCAAGAAGCAACAAGCUACUGAGUUCAGCGCAGAUAUCUCCUUUUUAAUCAAGGGGACACUUGCCUCCAAGAUGAACGGUGAGUGCUGGCACGAUCUCUUCAGGAACGGCGUGGUUGUUGAAGGCUUCCCAAUAUCCCGACGACCUGAAGCAGGUGCGGCGAAAGGCCUUGACAUCCCACUUCCAAUGAUGGCUGGCCUUGCACAAGCAGGUUAUGUUAGCACUUUCCUGGGGAGUGCGAUCAUCAAAGGAUUUUCGUCUAUCCUUAUCCCCACCGAGAAUCAUGAAGAGAUGGUUGUGUGGCAUUUGGUCCAUAAUCAAAAUGGCGAUCGAAUAUCAUAUCUCGACAGCAACGUGCUCCCCGCAAAGGGAAUAUCCACCUUGCAGCUAUCACAGGCACGUCACGUUCUAGGAUGGUGCUCAAAUGCAAGACAUCUUGCAGGGACGCGAGAUGCAGCAUAUGGCAUAUCAGGUUCCCACCUUCCAAGGCUACGUGAAGAUGGACUUCUCAGCCAGGCGUUCAUCUAUAACGGGCAAAUGAUCAAGGGCGGCGCACCCUUCCUGGUGGGAUACAAAGAUACACCUGUUCAUGUUUCGAGAGGUGGUUAUCUACGGAAACUCAAGUGGAUCAUCCAAAAGUCCGUGGUCCUCUGGGACGAAGCGACAAAGCGAGGUUGGCUGCUGAAUGGAGCAAGCGCUCUGCUCCAUCUAGUGCGUGCCUCCAUACAGCAUGACACCACAGGACCCUUCAAUUCGGAGUGUCGUUUCAGGUGGGAGGACUUGGAAGAACCACCAGCUGAAUCAAAAAGCACCUCUGAAUUUGCCAUUGCAAUCCUAUUGAGUCACAGAAAUCGGGGCCUAGCGAUCUUUGAGGGCAAAGACGACUACGUCAAGUUUGAAGAUCGAGUGGAGCACUUUUUGAACAUUCUCGAGCAAAUAUUUGACUACCAGGUACAUGCUGCUGGGCCAGAUGGCAGUGGAUACAGUUCCAAGGGCAUUCCCAGAGCACAUUUCGAGGGCUGGGACUUUCACGAUCUCGCUACUGAGUUAGAUUCACUACACCCACGUCUAGCGACUUUCGCUCCCAAGGGAAAGGCAUGGGUUGAUUUCACACGCUCAAUACAUGCGAUAAAUCUUCUCGGUCGCGAUUUCGGUGAGAUUCUGGCUCCGUCAGACGUUUCUUGUCCCCACUGGGCCUCGCUUCCCAAGCAUGAGUACUAUCUUGCCGCCGGAGUUUCCGAUUUGAAGAUGGUUCUGGAGUAUACGGGUGAUUUAACGACAAAUCCCAUACGUCUCAGCGAAAACCUUGUGUGGCACAACCCAGAUAUGGUCUUCGAGCCAUGUGGUUGCGCUGAUGCCGCCGCAGAUCAUUCCGAUAUCGCACAGGUGAUACUGCCGGCCGCUUUGUCAACUCAAUCAGAAGGAUGCCUGGAAGCUGUCAAUUUGGCACACGAUGGGGCGGUGGUCUUUGGAUAUAAUCGCAACUUCCAGUGGCGAUGGGGAGAUUCCGGGGAUCCGGAAAGGGACGAAAUCGUCAACAAUGAAGGCAAUCAGUUACCCCCAACAAGCGAUGCCGAAAACACGACCAGCAAUACGCUUUCGGUGGGUUCUGAAAGUGAUGAACUUGACGUAUCGAGCUCGCAAAUCCCUUCAACGUCAACCGAUAUCACGAUUGACAGCAUCGCUGUUGACAGCAUCACAGUUGAGAAUGGACCUGUACAUCCAAAACCGCUGGUCCGAUCAUACACCAAGUGGCAAUUGGAGUCAUUCAAGCCCGAAGACUACGCUGUCGGCAUCUCAUUAUUCGCACAAUUCUAA
This is a messenger RNA of Penicillium cataractarum, 5943 nucleotides long. Its product is annotated as ATP-binding protein. The transcript is spliced from 7 exons. NCBI's taxonomy places the organism in Eukaryota, Fungi, Ascomycota, Eurotiomycetes, Eurotiales, Aspergillaceae. Bases 1 to 5943 code for a protein of 1980 amino acids. The record is from RefSeq and is a predicted model, not a curated record.